Malaclemys terrapin pileata is the source of this 2846-nucleotide messenger RNA. RefSeq names its product T-cell surface glycoprotein CD8 alpha chain-like. The transcript has 6 exons. NCBI's taxonomy places the organism in Eukaryota, Metazoa, Chordata, Testudines, Emydidae. The record is from RefSeq and is a predicted model, not a curated record. Bases 148 to 768 code for a protein of 206 amino acids.
GAAACACUUGGAAGGGCUGAGAAACUAGCCCAUGAUGUUUGCUGACAUCACAUCCUCCCCAAAAGCACUAUGUCCUAUCAAGCCAGACCAGCGAAUUCAUCUUUGCUCUGAUGCGCCUUUCUUGAGAACAGUCAGCACAAGGAAAUAAUGGCCAGAUUCAUUUCUUUGCUGUUUUUUCUCAGUCUGAACUUGUGCUGCUGCAGGUCCGAGGGCCAGAGAAGCAAAAUGAGUGUGAAGCUCCGCAGCGGCGGCAGCCCCCUUGCCCUGGGAGCCCCGGUGGAGCUGGAGUGUGUGAUCUCAGGCCCUGGGCUGUCCGACAGCGGCGUCUCCUGGAUGCGCCAGCACAGGGACUCUGCCCCCCAGUUCAUCUUGUUCAUUUCCUCCCUCGGCCGGGUGGCAUCAACAGAAAAUGGAAAACCACCCGCACGCUUUGACGCAAAAAGAGAAUCCAAAAACUACACACUGACCGUGAAGUCCUUCCAGGAGCAGGACCAGGGCAAUUAUUACUGCAUCGUCAAACACAGCCAGAGGCUGCACUUCAGCUCCGGGAUCCCACUCCACCUGCCAGCGAAAGCCCCAAAGAAGGGGCUGGGUUUAUCCUGUGACUUUUACAUCUGGGUCCCCUUAACCUGCGCCUGCCUGCUCCUCCUCAUUGCCCUGCUGGCCACCAUCACAGUGUGUCAAAAAACCAGAAGACGAAUGUGCAAAUGUAAAAGGCCUAUGAAUGGGAGCAACGGAAAACCCAGCAUGUCAAACAGAUACGUGUAACGUGACUGAGCCAUUUGCAUUUGGAUCUCCAAACGGGAGCUGUCACUGCAUAAACAAACCCUACGUCCAUUUCCAUUACUGAUUCUCACCCUCACUUUAUUUUUUAAAUUGUUUUUGUACUUUCUAUUCUGUUAAGUUUUAAAAGGCAAAUUCUUGAAAAUGAGCCUAUAGGUAAUGCUGGACACCAGCCACUUUCUACAUCAAUUCUAUUGCCUGGAUUUUAAAAUGUAGCUCCCUCCAAAAUUUUCUUGGUUGAAUCUUUCAAGCUGGUUUCCAAGUCAUUAAAAAGAAAAAUAUGCCAAAUGACAUAGUCCAUAACUCUAGCAAAGCCCCCACUUACUGAAGUCUGUGGCGCAAAUCCUGAGAUUUUUAUUGUCCUUACUCAGAUAUAUACCAAUUGACUUCAACAGCUAAGUAAAGACCUCAACAUUCAGUCUGUUGGGAAUUUUGCCUGCAUAAAAACCGAAUAAAGACUGCCAAAUUAGGCCUGCCACGACAAAGUGUGUGAUCCUGCAGCAACUGAAGUCAGUGGUAAAGCUCUCAUUCACUUCAGUGAUGCAGGACUGGGUAGGGUUACCAUAUUUAAAAAAUAAAAAAAGAGGACACUCCACGUGCCCUUUCCCCGCCCCUUCCCCAAAGUCCCCGCCCUAACUCCCCCUCCUCCCUCCCAGCCACGCGAAAAGGGCUGCCCGAGUGCUACCGGCUUUACGGUUUGCCGGGCAGCCCCCAGACCCUGCGCCCCCGGCUGGCGCUUCCCCAGUGCAGCUGGAGCCCGGGACGGGAAGCGCCCAGCCGGGGGCGCAGGGUCUGGAGUCUGCCCUGCAAACCAUGAAGCCGGUAGCUUAGUUUUUUCAACUAUGUAGUUGAUGUAAAUAUUUUCUUACUAUAAUUGCUAUAAAGUUUUUCAAUAUUUCUGUUCCCAACAAUCAGUAUAAAUACUGUGGAAUAAUUCAACUAUACUUCUAGAUAUUCUCACUAAAGUACAUUUCCUUUUCUUCUUCUUACCCUCAGAAAAGCUAGAGAACUAAAUAAAAAUAUAAAUGACCUUUUUGCUGAGACAUUUGAAUAAGAGAAGAAAGGUGUUGCUGUGGUUAAAGAUACAGGACAAGGCUUCAGAAGACCUGGGUUCAAAUCCCAGCUCUACCACAGUCUGUAUCGUUAAUCGCUCUGUGCCUCAGUUUCCCAUCUGUAAAAUGGGGACAAUAAUACUUCCGUACCUUGCUGUCAUGCUAAACCCAUAAAUACUUUGGGGAUUAAGGUCUUAUAAGUCUGUAGAUACAAGAUGUUGAGUGGCAAGAGAGAUCUCUUACUACAUAUUUGUAUACAAAUCAGCCGGGCAAAAUGUUCCCAUGUGUAUUGGCACUACCACAGUAACACAAUCCAAAUCCACUUCCAACAUCCCAAGUGUCUCUCUUCUUAAACAAUGGAUCUGGUAAUAAGUGUGGCCCCAAUUUAGUAAAGUCCUUAAGCUUGUGCCUAUCUCGAGACUUGUGAGGAGUCCCAUUCACUAGACCAAGAAAUCCUUUUGUGACAGAUGUUGAGAUGCCAUGUAAUAAUCUAUGAAUACUGAGAUAUAAUAAUGUUAUGAACACUGCAUGUGACCUGUUCUGUAAAGGGAAGUUACAGUAGAGUAUGGUGGGUUAUUGGAAUUUCCUGAAUGAAUGUAUCCAUCUGACUUAAUAGGAGGUUGUGAGAAAAGCAAGCAGGAAAGCAACAAAAUAGCUAGAGGUAAGCAACCCUCCCAACAAACACGGGGGUCAGGGAGGGAGGGAGUCUGAGGGGCAAUUGUAAGACCAUGGCAUUCCUCCAGGCCCUAGGCCAAAGUGACAUAGCGGUUCUGCUAUCAAAGGGCUAUAAACAGUUAAGCCUCCUCAGAAGAAGAAGGAGGAUCAAUUGUCAGCAUGGGUGACAGACCCAGAGAGAGGCUCUGUGGAGGAGUCUGAAAUAUUAGGAUCUUUCCCCAGAUCCAGGGAACAGUAAGCCUUAGGGAAAGACAGGAUAGCAUGUAGGGUGUUGAUUGUUUUAAGAUUUUUUUUCUCUGAAAGCCUUUUGUACUAAAUAAAGAAUACAUUGCUUGA